Messenger RNA from Cercospora beticola, 483 nucleotides. RefSeq names its product protein PET117. Gene Ontology annotation, biological process: mitochondrial respiratory chain complex IV assembly. Lineage: Eukaryota; Fungi; Ascomycota; Dothideomycetes; Mycosphaerellales; Mycosphaerellaceae. The record is from RefSeq and is a predicted model, not a curated record. Gene Ontology annotation, cellular component: mitochondrion.
CUUCCAACGCUUCUUCACUUUCAAUCCUAGUCCAUCUACGAAUCAAUCCUCACGAUGUCGACCGCCGCGAAGCUAACGCUCGGAGGUACUAUCGUCAGUGCCAUUGGCAUUGUGAUAUUCGUGCAUCGCCAGCAAAAAAUUGAUCAAGCACUCAUGCAUGCUGGUGUUAUACGCGAUAUGGAACAACAAAGGAUCAAAAGAGAACGACAGGCAGAUUUUGAGAUGCAGCGGCAGUUGGAGGAGCAAUACAAAAAGCUGCAGAAUGUCAGCGACAGCACAGAUGGACAAGUCAAGGCCCGGUGAAGCCAGCAUGGACACAUACACCUAUGGGCGCCUAUUGCGAGAUCGAGAGGUACAAUUGGCGUGAGAGGGGACACUUUGAGGCCUCAGAGGAUGAAUGAGCAUCAGAUCCGCGCCAGCGGUGACCUGUAAGAUCCACACAAGCCGUACAGAAGGAGGCGCGUGGCAGCAUCGACUGCACUA